UUCGCUGCGUGAUCUCGGCAGGCACGCGAGUACGAUUGCCGCAGCGAUCCGUCUCUUUCUCGCCUGCACUCCCGGUUCGUACAAGGACGUUCCCGACGCCCCGCCGUUCCUUCUGCCGUUCGGCGAUAUUUCCAACGCCUGCGCUGCCAUCACAACCUCUCCGCUCUGGACAUCCCUCCACACUCCGGAAUCAAUCCCCUACGGCCAUCUGUUCUAUCGUCCGUUGUCGACCCUUUUAUCCAGCUAUCUGCAACUGUCACGUAAAACUCCUGGCACCUCUCCGGACCUUUGGAUAGCCCAAGCUCUUGCCAUUCUGUGUCGGCACUUCCCGGGAGACGACGAGCGCGCGCAAGAGACGGCGACCCAAGUGAUUGAGGCAGUCACUUCUGACUUCCUCCGUGCGCGCGGAUGGUCUGUUCCUGAGGAGAUCUGGGACCGCGGAGGCAUGGACAUCAUCGUUCCUUUCCUCACCCACUCCCUGCGACCGAAAGGAGAGCAGCAGAUCGGGCCGACCUGGAUGACGCCCCAGUCUAUCUCGACCGCGACGACACAACGUCUUCCACCCUUGUCCUGUCUGCAGCCGAAUGACAGAAGGCAGCAACCGCUACCUUUGACGAGGGACUGGGUGUUCUGUCCGCUGGAUCAUCUCUUGCGGUCGGGCGAGUCGGAGGUAUUUCAAGAUCUACCGUCGUCGUGGAACGCGUCCGAGGCAGAGGUCGUACGCGCUACGCUACUCUUCGUCUGCGUCAGCCAGGAAGUCCUGCACCACCAUCACCUGGACAGCUUCCUCAUGAGCCGCGAGGAAGUCAUCUUUGGGUGCAUGAAGGUCUUCAUGCUCGAGCACGGGCAGCAGCAGGACGACUCGUCCGAGGAGGUCUUCCGCGACGGCAUCGUCGAGCGGUACAUGUCCGAGAUCCUCGCACCGUUCUCAGCAUCCGCAGACGCCAAGACGCUCAAAACGCCUCCUCCCUCCAUCCACACGACGGACAGCCUCGACGUUGUUGCUAAGCGCUUCCUCGGUGCUGGAGUGCCUUUCUAUCAGUGGUACACAGACUUCGUCGGGCUGUACGACGCGAUCUCCUUCGCUCAUCCGUUGUUCGCGCGGCUGCUCUUGCCUCCGCUGAACAUGCGCUACCCGUCGGACUACCGCCAGUAUCUCUGGGUGGACUAUAAUCACGUCAUGCGCACCGUGCGCACGCCUCCUGAGGAGGCUGUCACGGGCAGCAUCGCGGAGUACCUGUGGCCGGUCGAGACGGAUGCGGAGAUCGUCGGAGCGUAUCUUCGGGCACUAGUGAAGGGGCCGUUGGAUGGCUUUGUCAGACUCAUUGCCGUGCACCACGUCGCGUGCAAGAUCUGGCCUGAUCUAGGUUCGGACGGGGAGGAGAAGGCGGUCAAAUUGCUGAAGGCGCUGGUUGACCAGGGUAGUUUCGACGCGAUAAGGGAUGUUGUGUUGUACAGGCAACACAGGGAGGGGACGAUCCUGCUCCCGCCGGCGUGCUAUGAGGAGCAGGGUUCGUGGAAGAGUUCGAGGCUGGAGUUCACAGGGAAGUGUGGCGAGGAUGUGCAGGAACGGUUGAAGAAUUUGUUAGACGAAUCGCAGUAGAGUAGUCAGGCAAAAGAAUAGUCCAUCUUGUAUGUGAUAGUCUUGUAUCCUCCGAGUCACGCGAUGUAGAGUAGUUACACUUUGUAUCACGAACCACGACAGUAAUCCCAGAGCCAAAAGUUACAAGACCUAAGGAAUGACCACUACACAAGCACCAUGACAUUUCGAAAGCA
This is a messenger RNA of Polyporus arcularius HHB13444, 1776 nucleotides long. Lineage: Eukaryota; Fungi; Basidiomycota; Agaricomycetes; Polyporales; Polyporaceae. The record is from the annotation of a GenBank genome assembly.